AUGGCUACAAUGUCUACUGCUUCCUUCGGCAGAGAUGGCUCCAAGAGACGCCGCUUGAGCGUGUCAAUGCCUGAUGUCGGCUACGUAUCCGAUCCGGAUGGUGAUGUUCCUUUUCUAGUCCCUUCGGCUGCGAUGAGUGUGCCUACGGAAAUCCUCCAGCAGAUUUAUCGACUCCUCGGCCCUGUAGAUUAUAACUCCGCCCGUCACACGUGCCGAGCUUGGUUCUUCGCUUCUUACGACCGACGGCUGCUGGUACAAAUGCUUAAGCGUGGAGGUUGGUUGACCAGUGUGCUUCGGAUACUUGCCCGGCCUGACAUGUCUUCCGCCGAAGAUGAGGACCUGAGGAUCAUGAGCAAAUGGAUCUCCAGAGAAACCACGCUCUCGGACAUCUCUCGGAGUGGCUUUGUAGAAGUUGGUCAGACAGAUUUCAGUGGGCUUAUCCCUGGAUCGACUCCGAGGUCGCUCCAUGGCGCCAUAUCGUUUGCUACCAGCCUCUGCGGCCGAUUCCUGCUCGUCAUGAUUGAUCACAGAGCAUAUGUAUAUGAGCUCAACCACACGUGCUCUCCGGAGUACUUGGGAUGGUCUACCCCGGGGUCUGGGCGACAGGGGCUGAGACUGGGUUCUCUGCGGCCAGUGACCGUGAUCGUCUGUCCCGCACCCAUCAUUAGCUUCAGUAUGGAUACAUCGGCUGGUAGAAAUGCGAUAGCCUUUCUGCUAGAAGGCCGUGCUGGAGUGGUCCAAGACCUUUCGGCGGAAAAGCUGGGGGUUCGUGGAAGCAAUGGCGUAUUUUAUCACUCCGCAGGCUUUGAUUCUAGGACAUGGUCAGGGUCGAGCUCCGCAACCAGCUCUUCCGAAGGGUAUGACUGUAUUUGCCGCAUAUCACCCCCUUCACGACCCUUGCCGGCAGAGAAUGGUUCCAAGGCAGUGUACAGAUACAUCUGCCACCCCGAUGACCCACCUCGAUCCGUGGCAUUGUGCCCACAGCGGAGCUGUGUUGCCUUUGGGUGUGCCUCUGGUAUCGAGCUACAUUGGGUGGAUGCUCUGACGGGGCACGACCUGUCCAGAUGGUUUCCCGUUACCUCACCCAGCGACUUCCUAUACUUCCUCCCGCAUCGUCGAGGUAUUGACAGUGCAAAGAAGCUUCGGCUCAUCAGCUCUGCUGCCGGUAUUGGGCGCCCGAUGAACGAUGCAGCCCCAUACAUUCAUGGGUACAAUGAACCACCACUCGGAGUGAUUAGCACCUCGGUUGUGUCUGUAAGAGGGCCCAAUCGUGGGCGCCCAACUGCCCGGGAGGUGCAUACAAUAACAGCACGCGUUGACCAGCAGCGGCCUGUCAUUCGCAGCAGGGAUCUUCUGGGAAGAAUGAUGCCAGGACCAUCGCACGACACCCUGCUGAGGAAGGUGUCGGCAAGAAGUGCAGACCAUUACCGAGCUGUCCCUCUCAGUGACGGCUACCACGUUUUGUUCACAGAUCCCCGGACUGGUAACCUCUGCAUGGGAACUGACGCACCAGUCGGGUCAGUCACGCGCCUCCUCCGCAAAGUCUGGUUCGCGCCUCCGCCGAGAGCAGCAUCGCCAGUGCCACUACUCUAUACUGCUGGCUCCGAUGUACGGCACGGGGUUCGCAUCAUUGCCACAUUUUCACUCAUGCAAGAUGGGAAUAAGGAGGAGGGGGAGGGUGGAAACGGGAAGAGAGCCACUAGAGGGGGGAGAGUGGAGGAUAAGCAACUUAUUGUGUUCUACACAAUACCACCUGAUAUGUUUCAUGACAUCUCCCGUGCUGGGCUGAAGUCACAUCUGGCGGGUGGGACCAGACGGCUCCCGGAGGACUCAUUAGCUUCUGAAUGGGUCCAGUGGCGCGUGGAAGAGACAUAUCACGAGAUUGAUAUUUUUAGUGAUCCGUUCAGAGACAGCACUGUAUAUCCUCUGGAGAUCCGUGGACAAGUCGUGGCAGAGUGCAGCAACCUUGUGGAAAUUGCCCUGGACGCAAGGCUCGAGAUGAUAAUAUGGACAUUCAGCGCGGAAGGAUGGGCCCGGACGUGGGUCAUGGACACGGGCAGGGAUGAGCCCUGUAUCAAAUCUGUGGUCCAGCGCGACGGAAGCCUGCGUUAUCUCGACCAAGAUGGAGAUGUGACGAUGGCCGACACGGAAGGCGAGGUUACAUCGCACGACGACGACGACGAGUGUGCCUCUGGGUUCGACGGCGGCCCUUCGUCUCACUGGAUGAGUGCGCCGGCGGAACGGAUCAGCAGGUACGUGACGAGCCGGAGGGGAGACAGGAUGAGUGGCACGGUCAGCGUGGACUUGGCUGAGGAGGUUAAUGGGAUCUCUCGGGUCGACGUGGAGCUGAGGUGA
This is a messenger RNA of Clonostachys rhizophaga, 2355 nucleotides long. Lineage: Eukaryota; Fungi; Ascomycota; Sordariomycetes; Hypocreales; Bionectriaceae. The record is from the annotation of a GenBank genome assembly.